This is a messenger RNA of Branchiostoma belcheri (Belcher's lancelet), 15483 nucleotides long. RefSeq lists its product as uncharacterized. The record is from RefSeq and is a predicted model, not a curated record. Lineage: Eukaryota; Metazoa; Chordata; Leptocardii; Amphioxiformes; Branchiostomatidae. Gene Ontology annotation, molecular function: calcium ion binding. Gene Ontology annotation, cellular component: plasma membrane. Gene Ontology annotation, biological process: homophilic cell-cell adhesion.
CUGCCACGGGGUCCGAUCUCUCUGUAGGGUGGUGGGUUGAUCCGAGUGCGCAAGUGUUGUUGGUCGCUACUUUGCAUCACCCGUUAAAACAUUAAUGCCCCACGCAGGCUUGUUAAACAUUUACGCACGCUACAGGAGUGCGAGACUUACGGAGUAGAAUUUUGAUGUUUUUUUCUGAGAGAAUAUAUUAAAACAGUGCGAGGUUUCCUCCGGUUUUCAGGUCACGGAGAGUCUGCCCUCUCGACUGGUAACACUGGAAUACCACAAGUCUUCCGACUGUCCCUGUGAAACCUAAUCCCUUGUAUGCGUUAAUUUUGUACGGACCUCCAUAAAUAGUACCUCCGCGACCGACCGACUGGGCUGUGUGCUGCGUUAUCAACAUCAGUCCCCGGCACUAGGGCCCAACAUGAGGGCCGCAGUCAUUACUAGCCUCUGACGAUAGCAUGCCUUUAUUAAAAUUGACCAUUUAAUGGAUGUUUGCGAGGCAUUUCUCAAUGAAUUGGUUGGUUCAUCGAUCGUGAUUGCUGUGUGAGAGAGAUGCGUCAUCCCGGCUUGAGGGAAGCCUGAGCUAGAGGGAAAGUGCACACGGCUAUUCCCCGAUCAUUUCUUACAGAGCGGCGUGGCGCACGCUGGCAGGCGUCUGUUCGCGUACUCAGCAAUGGACGCAGUGUGAUCAUGGCAGUCUCCGGCAGACGGGCAUCAUCACUCGCGCUGUGGCUAUGGUGGAGUGUAGCGCUGGUGUUGUGGAGAGGCUGCCCGUGCCAGACGGAAAUAGGGGGGCACUUGUCGGGAUCUCGGGUGCUGACGCUGGCGGGGAGCCCGUACGUCGCGGCGGAGGAUAUCCACGUUCCCAGCGGCUCUGUCCUGACCGUGGAACCGGGAGUUACGGUGCGGUUCGGCCCCGGGGUGGGUUUGUUUGUUGCCGGUGCGCUGAAAGCACAGGGCCGAGACGAUCAGAGGAUAACCUUUACCCGGGUGGACCACGGGGCGACGUGGAAUUUAUCGAGUCGGCUCGGGCUCGGAAUCAGGCUGGUGGGGGGAAGAACGUUAAACGAAGGCCGCUUGGAGUUGCAGGAUGCCAACGAUACGUGGGGAACCGUGUGCGACGAUGGCUGGGAUAGCCGGGAUACUGCGGUCGCCUGCCGUCAGCUGGGGUACCGAGGGGGAGGGGAGUUUCGCCGCUUCGGCACGGGAACGGGACCCAUUCUCCUGGACGAGAUGGACUGUGACGGGUCCGAACUUGCCCUCUUCAAGUGUCGCAUCGAGACAUUGGGAAACCACGACUGCGGACACGACGAAGAUGUCGGCCUGGUCUGCCAGGGGCCACACAUCAUGCAGCCGCUCAACGGAUGGCACGGCGUCGAGUUCGUUCCCGAUAGAACUAACAAGGACGAGAGGAGCAUACUGGAGUACGUCGACAUCAUCUAUGCCGGGAUCUCCACCGGCCUGGACUCCGCGGCCUCCCUUCGAGUCGUCGGCGUCGCGCCGAAGAUCCACAAGGUUCGCGUCAAGGCGUCGUCCGGUACGGGGAUGGAGUUCGACUCCAUGGAGACUCCCCUCAACCUGACGGACUCCAUCGUGUCGGGGAGCAUCGGGUCGGGCAUCAACAUCACUACCCAAGUGGGCGGAGUCACGCUGAGGAACUCCAAGGUAACCAGUAACGGGGAGGAGGGACUGCGGUACUCGUUCAGACACGGGGAUUACCUGCCGGGACCGGGGGACUUCUGCGCGUUCCUGCCGCAGGCGGAGGCCGGGUUUGAUCAGUACCCCAUCCACCUGGAGGGGAGGUCGUCACGGGAUAAGGACUGCACCAAGGUAUUUACGACAAGCCCAGGGCACGUUCUGACUGUGCAAUACGUGAAGUGGCGAGGGGUCCCGAGAGACGACUCCUUCCUCCAGGUGAGGGACGGUCCUGACGAGACAUCGCCCGUCCUGGGAGACCACCACUUCAGCGAGAACUUGCACAAGAGCGUCACCAGCACGGGAAACGUGUUGUUCAUGCGGUUCAAGACGAGGGGAGCGUACGACGACUUCUUCGAAAUCCGGAUACUCAGCUCUGAAGGAGAAAGUGUUGACUUGUCCCUGAACAGAUGCCUGUUUCAUCGGAACGGCGGGGACGGCGUGGUGGUGGAGAACCUCCAGGGCGAGGUCAAGGUCCAGGAGACGCUCCUGGCGAGCAACGGCAAAUCCGGGUUCCACAUCGCCAGCGGGAUCGGGAACGUUCUGCUGGAGAAGGUCGUGGCGCAGGAGAACAAGGAGAACGGCCUCCUGUUCGACUACUUCGGAGGGAAGGAGAUCAUCCAGGACAGUGUCGUGAGCCGGAACGGCAGGGACGGACUGGCGUCAGCUCCGCCACAGGUUUUCGAGAAUCUAGAACAGUUCGAGGUCCGCAACAGCACCUUCGUCGCCAAUAAGGGACUGGCGAUCAAGCUCAGCUCGACCUGUUCUCUGAACGCGUCCAGUCUCGUCAUUACAAAGAAUAUCAUCAACUCGAACGGGAAAGGUGCGGUUGAUAUAGGCUCAUGCACUAUCGGAUACCGCACCAAGGUCCUCGUUAAAGAAAACAUGUUCAGACGAAACUUCGGACAAGUCUUUGUCAUCCGCGAUAUGAACGAGUUUAACUUGAGAAUAGAGGGUAAUAUAUUUCAAGACAACAAGGACACGACCAUACAUCUGGUCUCCCCAAACGUCCGGUCGGGUCCUGUGGACAUUGAAGUCGUCUCGAACAGUUUCUUCAUGAAUUCGGGUCCCUCCAUCAUCUAUGUGGAUCUGAUGAACGGAGACACCGACGAAAGGGUGCCCGCCCACUCCUUCAUUUUCGUCUUUAACGUACUCGAGGAAAACACGGUCAGCGUACCGUUCCCCUAUCUGAUAGGACGCGCCCUCAGUAACGCCGUGAUGGUCUUCAAAGCCACGAACACUCUCAUAGAAAAAAGCAUCUUCGACAAUCCCGAUUCAAGAUACGAGCUGUCCACCCUGCUCUUCAGUCCGCCGACUAGGUUGCUGGCAACGCGCAACUGGUGGGGAACUAGAAGAAAAGCUGUGAUCGCAGCCAAAAUAUUUGACUACAACAGUCGGUACACUCUGGCUAAAGUAGACUUCACGCCGUACUUGCUCAGUCCCGAUAUAUCCAACCUGACCCUCUCCGGAUCGCUCGAACCUGCUAAUAAAUUCGUCAUCCUCAACAGAACAAUCGGAGGGACUAUCGGCGGGAACGUCUUUCUGUCGAAGAGGCUCAGUCCUUACGUCGUAACCCGUGACAUUAAUAUCCUCCCCAGCGGUAGGCUCGUUCUCGAGGCCGGCGUCAGACUAGAGUUUCUCAUGCAUGUGGGGAUGAUGAUCCAUGGGCAGUUGAUAGCGGAGGGGACGGAGAAGGCAAACAUAACGUUGACACUACACGAACCUUCCCAGGACGUCGGAAACGUGCGGCUGGUGGACGGGAAGGGUCCGUGGGAGGGGCGAGUAGAAGUGCGUCGCGGUGGACAGUGGGGAACGGUUUGUAGUAAAGGAUGGAACGCCGCCGACACCAUGAUACUCUGCAAGCAGUUAGGCUACCCGGAUUACUACGAAUAUCUCUCCAAGCCUGGACCACCGUCUGCUCCCAUUCUGUUGAACAAUGUCUCGUGCAGCUCUCAAGACCACGACAUCGCCAAAUGCAGAUCCACGCCGGUUGGGAACAGCACGUGCAAACAUCAGGACGACCUGUACGUCGGGUGCCUCCGCGGCCACUGGUCGGGCAUCAGGUUUACGGCGUCCACCGGGCACAGUUCCCUCUUACAUACGGUCGUCGAGAGGGGCGGUGCACAGGACAACAACGACUCCCCCAUGGUCCCGUCAGCGAUUCGGGUCGACCUGCACAACCAUACCUUCAAACACGUCCAAAUCCGCGACUCUGCCCAGAUGGGUAUGCACAUCCUGUACACGCACCCUUUCCGAGACUCGGCUGAGGUCACAAACGUCACCGUGAUCGACAGUCCGAACAUCGGGUUAUCCAUGCGCUCGCCCAAGUUCAAAAUCAUCAACAGCACCGUGUCGGGUAGCGGGAGAGACGGGGUUGUCUUUGAGAGACCGCAACACCGCGAUCCAUACGUAACCGAUGCCGAGGAUGUCAUGCUUCCACAGUUCCGGCACAAAGUUUGCUCAGGUGACAAGACGUUGAAAAGCAACGAUUUCCUUUACGUAGAACUUGACGAGAACACGGAGUCGGUAUGUACUGAUACCAUCACGACACAGGAAGGCUCUGUAAUCGGCGUAGUCGUGCUAGAGGCCUUACUCGACCCAUCUGAAUCAUUAGUUGUUACGGCAGGAUCUCCGGGCAAUGACAGCGCCGCCAACAUCGUGGUCGUUACGGACGAUCCCCUGGACUACCAGACCCAAAAACUGGUCGCAAGUGAGGGAACCAUCACAGUAAAUUACAGAGGAUCAAGCAGUGGGUUUGGACUACUCCGGAUGCUGGUCCUCUCCAUUCCAGAACAGACGUUCUCGGGUGAAAGCGGGAUCCAGGUGGAGGCCUGUAACAUGUCCAACAACCGCGCGAACGGUAUCCGGAUCAACUUCCAGUCCAACGAAACGUUGACGACCAUCACGGAGACCAACAUCGAGAAGUCCGGCAUGGGAGGACUGCACGUGGAGAAGAGCCUGGGUAACGUGCAGGUGGUCCAGUCGGUCAUACACAACAACAUGUACAGCGGGGUGAUACUGAUGUACUAUGGCGGCGCCAUAGACUUGAUCAGGAGCUCGAUAACGAACAACACCAACGGAGUAGAAUUCUACGCUGGAUAUACGUGGCUAGGGGACCAGAUGCCGAAGAUAUAUCACACUGUCGAAGACUGUGAGAUCUCGGGCAACACGGAACAUGCCAUCAGCGUCACGACCGACCACGGCAGCGAGAAACUCUGGCAGUUGGAGAUUUCAGGCACUCGUAUUGCUCACAACCACGGAGAUAUCAUUCACAUCUACCCCAUGCAAUCUAUCAAAGGAAAAUCUUACCCCUUUCUGGUCUUCAAGAGGGUCGAAUUUACACACAACGAGGGUCGCGUGAUGAGCAUCUAUGGGAUGUACUCGGAAAUUCUCCUUCAGAACAGCACGUUUGACAACAACUUUGGCAGCAUCAUCGACGUACAAGACGCGGGUUCCGUCAAAAUGACGAUCAGAGACAACAAGUUCGUAUCGAACGACUGCGGAGACGCGGGUGUGCUGAUGGUGACUGGGAAGGAGAAGAGGAUGGCCAUCUCACGUAACCUGUUCUACAACAACACGGGAAGGUUCGUGGUGUACUUCCAGCUGUUGAGUCAGAGUCUGGACGACGAGAGCCGCCUGAUCACGUUCUCCCACAAUACCCUGCAGAGUAACAUCUACCGCAGACAGGACGUCUUCAGCGACCAGCUCAUGUCAUUCGCCUUCGGCAUCUCCGGCCUCAUGGCGCCCUUGUUAAGAUACAACAGAUUCCACAACGAAGAACUGAGAUUGGAGCUGUUUGUGGAUGUCCCCGCCGUGUCUGUCGACAGUGAGAUCGACGCACGUCUCAACUGGUGGGGCACACCGGAGGAGCACCUGCUCAUGGAGAGGAUCUUCGACUUCGAGGACUGGAACGAUCGCGCUUUGGUGGAAUAUUUCCCGUUCCUGUCCUCGCCGGCCGACGACGCCGUCGUCAUCGACACCAUGGCCCGGUAUCGCGGGGACGAUACGAUCCUAGGCGGCCGGUUACUGGAUCAUUCCACCUUAACAAGAGACCGCAGUCCGUAUUAUGUAUCCUCGGAUCUGACUGUGAUGCACAACGUCACGCUAUCAAUCGAACCCGGUGUAGAGUUACGAUUCGCCCCGAGGGUUGGUCUGCUGGUGCUCGGGUCGUUAUUAGCUCAGGGAACCGAGAAGGAGCACAUCACCUUCACGGGCAUGGAAGACAGCGAGGCGCGGUUCAUAACCGACACCUCCGUGUACGACCUGCCCGUCAGACUUGUGGGAGGAUUCUGGAGAAGUGAGGGGCGACUUGAGGUGUUUUACAGAAACCAGUGGGGGACGGUGUGUAAGGAUGGCUGGGAUUAUAAGGACGCGUUGGUGGUGUGUAGACAACUGGGGUACGGGCCUCCAGACCAACGCGACUGGAAGUUCAAAACCGAAGCCGCGGGGAGACCAGAAGGCCCCGUCUGGAUGGAUAACGUACAUUGCAGCGGAGACGAAGGCGUGUUGACGGAGUGUGCGUUCGGGUCUCUGGGAUACAGUCUGUGCAGUCACAGGUACGAUGUCGGCAUCAGAUGCGACGGUGGCGCUGUCAAAGAAAAGAUCCCGUGGGGCAAUGUCCGCUUCUCCGUCGACCAAGCUGUCUACGACCGGCAGGUCUCCGAGUCCUUGCUGGAGUUCGUGGACAUCACAGGCGGAGGGUUUCUACACCAGCGCCGCAUAGCGGCUCUGCAGGCCACCUACAUAUACCCAGACAUCAAGUUUCUUACCAUAUCGAACUGCUCUGGAAGCGGACUGGAAGUUCUUGUUCCCCAGACGGAGACCUCCAUCGCCGACAGCAUAUUUCUUCACAACCGCGGGUCCGGAGUAAACAUCAUCAGAUCAGAAUACGACCUGAGAAUCCGGAACAUCACAACCGUCAACAAUAACGACAACGGGGUCAGCUUCUCUCCUCUCGACAUCAUCGAAAACGAGAGACACUUCGGCUUCUGCUCCUUCUCUGAUCCCUCAAGGACCUUACCAGUUAGGAACAGAGCUUUUCUUCAUUACAAGUCCUCGUUACUUCGACAAGAGGUUGCCGAGGCCUACAAGAUCAUCAGGGCACCAGACGGCUUCGUCGUCGACAUCAGAAUCCUCACGGGGUCAUUUUACAAUCAGAAGAAGCGUAUCUCGUUUUUCAAGGGCGACAAAUUCACAGAUGAUGAACUGUUCAUCGUCAUUGACGAGAUGAACAACCCGAAGGAAAACCAGGUGUAUUCAACAGGAACAAACGUUGUCGGAAUCUCGUUCAACAACUACGAAAGGAGUCCUGACUUUGAGUUCCUGGCAGAGAUUGUGGCUGUACCAAUAUCAUACCCUCCCUGUACGUUCAGCCAGGACUCUCCGUGUAAGUGGAGGGACGUGCAUAUGGAGGAGAUCACACCGCGCAGCAAGUGGGUAAUCUAUGACGGGUCUGUAGCCAGUCAUUACUUCUACGGCACCAACUACGACGCUGGGGGCGAAUACAAAGGAAGAUAUAUCUACGUUGGAACUGGACUGGAAGACUUCGAUAAAGACGAGGCUGCCUACAGUGUCCUGUCAGGGCCGGUCCUGCCUGUGGAACUAGACCUCUGCACUCUAUCGUUCUACUAUCACAUGAGAGGUCCACGGACGUCGCUGGUUAUCUACGUGAACGACACCAGCGGGUUCCGUGAGAUCUGGCAGGCCCGGGAGAACCGCGACACGGACGGCUGGCAGCAGGUGGUCGUGCCGCUGUCUCAGAUCGUGGACGACUUCAACGCAGUCUUCAUCGGAGGCCACGCCAGGACCAUCCCCAGCCACGUCGCUCUUGAUAAUAUUGAGUUCAAGAAAUGCAGUAAAGGAAAGUUUGCAUCUCACGUAGUGUCUGACAGUGUUUUCGUCGGGAACAGGCGCAGCGGAAUCCAUUACUCCAGCACCUUUGAACGUAACCCGAAAGUCAACGUAGAGCGGAACAUCUUGGCGGAGAAUGGAGACAACCUGAUCGGCGGGGCCGACCUUUCUUCCGCCCUUGCCAUGACCGUUGGCGACGCCGAGUUCAUGAUCACCAAUAACUUGGUGACCAACAACCGAGUGGGCGGGAUACACAUUCUCAUGCAUUCGAGGAACCCGGAGCAACGAAGCAACAUGAUCGCAAACAACGUUCUCACCAACAACAGGGACAGCGAGGCCGUGCUUCUACGAAGCAUGGUGAUGCCGAUGAUGUCCAUCAACAUCGUCGGCAACCACAUCGCCCACAACGCGGCGAAAGAGUACCGCAGUGCGCUGGUCAUCACCAACACCGUCGCCAACGUCUACAACAACACGUUUUACAACAACAGCGGGAUGUACACGGUUGAGUGGCAGUACCAGGGAGCCAGCGCGCUCACGGACCCGACCGAGCAGCAGUACUUCGCCGGUAACCUCGUCCACUUCAACAAGGGCGAAAACCAGGCCCUGCAAGCGACCAUUGUCACAGACGGGCCGAUCAUGUAUCAGUCCAACUUCAUCAAAAAUCCGGCCAACGAGUACGAGAUCAGCCAGUUACAGUACCAGUACGAAGAAGAGGUAGAAGAGAAACCGAAGGGUGACGAGGAGCUUGACGAAGACGUUGAAGAGGAAGAAGAGGUCAGCGUCAUCGCUACGAACAACUGGUGGGGCUUCACCAAAAGACCGGAGGUCGCAGACAGAAUCUUGGGGAAGCAGAGAACCAGCAAGUCUAAAGUGACCUACGUGCCCUUCCUUACUGCCCCGCCCUUCCAAUAUCGCACAGAAAGCUGUCCUAUGGGAUGGCUUCCGCACGGAGGUAGCUGCUACACCUACAAACCAGAGGUGUUCACGUGGAAAGAAGCCGUCGAAGUCUGUUUGUCUGAUGGAGCAUCGAUUGCCUGGAUCACGGACGUCAUUGAGCGUGACUUUGUCCUGGAGAUGCUCCUGUCCCGAGGCUACAACGAAAAUUACAACGAGCCGGCCUGGGUGGAGGCAGCCAGUCAUCUCACCGCGCAGCAGGAGGGGUUCGCAGCCAGGAAUCGUCCGAAGUGUUCCUAUCUGAAGCUUCCCGGAUUUAAGGGCGAUGAUGGCCUGAGUCUGUACCCAGACUGUGAACUCGAGAGACAUCCUGUUGUAUGUAGGAAGGAUAUAGUUGGCAACUGUCCCAAAAACUGCUUCCACCACGGCCUGUGUAUGGGGACGUCCUGCGUCUGCGACAGGGGCUGGGAGGGAGACGACUGCUCCAAGUUCCACUGCAAGGAGAUCGGGAACUGCAACGGCGUCGGAGAAUGCGUCGGGCCGAGUCACUGCAAGUGCAAACCGGGGUGGAAGGGUUCCGCCUGUUCCAUCACGUAUUGCAACAGAUACGACACGUGCCGCUCGUGCACGCGGCAGCCGGGGUGCGGCUGGUGUGACACCACCUCCCAGUGCAUGGCAGGCUCCGGGGACGGCCCGGACAAGUCCACACCCACCUGUCCGUCCUACUUCUACUACGACUGCAUCACUGUCGGCGGGAUGGAGAGCUGCUCAGAGCAGAUUGAGCAAAUAAGUUGCUUGUCAAGGUACUGCAACAACACUCGUACCAUCUUGGACGAGGAGAUAUGUCGGAGAUGUCAAGACAUUGAGGGAUGUUACAAAGACAGCGAGCUUGGAAUCUGCCCCGUCUGGAACGAGCAGAGGUGCCCCAGUGGUUUCGUCCGUCCCGAUUAUUCGGACGAGUCGAGGAUUCUUCGAUCUCUUGUCCACAGCAACGUGAAGUACGUGGAUCCAAAGAAGGUCAUCCUGUACUCAUGUCCAGUGGAACCCAUACUCCGGGAGACGGCCACCGAUACCACCUUGUUUGUGGCUUAUCCUAAAAUCGACGCUUUUGACGGAGACAUCAUAUCCAGUCCACAAAGCGGAGGUGUGAUGCACUGGGUGGACAAAGUCGAAAACCUAGAGAACCACACCAUGAUUGUUGCAAAGCCCGUGGGUUUGGAGGACGUUGUGUCGUACGCCGACUUCAGCCAGAAGGUACAGAUGUACCGCGUCAACGACGAGAAGGCCAAGGAAGCCCUGCCGGACCACUUCUCGUUGAACUCCGUCAAGGAGGGCUUCGACCCCCGCACGGGAAGAUACAUCCACUUCAUGGAGGAUCGACCUGUAUACAAGUGUCUCGGGCGUGAGUUCAUCGACCUGAACACUGGAAACCUCAUCACGUCCUACUACAUGAUCAUGCCUGCCAACCCGGAGCCCGAGCCCGCUGUUAACCCGGGCGACCUGGUGGCAGACCAGGAGAGCCAGGGUUUUAUCGAAGUGGUGAAGGACUUCACGGAGGAGGACCUGGGCGUUUUCGUCCACACCGAACACAAGCAGUGCGAGCCUGGUGACGUCAGUUGGCUGGACGAACUUGAAUCAAAGAUCAGAAAGAAGCACAAGAGUGAAAUUGUGGAGGCCACGCUAGCAUGUACGGGUGGAGACAGCCGGCCGGGACUUCUGGUUCUGGACACGACUUCUGCUGAAGACUUGAACAUCCGGCCUGGGAACGUUAUCAUCGGUAGGACCACUGGUGCCGUCCUAUCACAGAUCAUAACAGUGAACUACGAGGAAGGUUUCCUGUUCCUGGAAUCCGUGGCCCUGACGUCAUCUUCAGACUACGUGGAGAAGGAGAAACUCAUGCUGUCAGACGGCAAGAGGAGGAAGAAGAGGGCACUUGGCUCGAGCACCGCCGUGGCAGACUUCGACUGGAACAGGCGGCUGAGAUCUACUUCUGAAGACGAGGAAGACACCGUUGACAUCUCUGCCAGCGUGAAGUUCACCCCGAAGUUAGAUCUGACACUAGCCGUAACCUCCGUGCCGCCUUACCUGACAGCAAUCGGUGCGGAACUGGACGGACCCAUACAACUACUGGCCAACGCCACGUACAGCUUCAAGGCAAGGAAUAGUUCGAGAGGAUCUCAACAACUCGCCAUCAGACAAGCCAAGAGUGCCUUAGAGUUCUGCAUCAUAGUGGGCCCGCCGUCUGCCAGCGUGUGCGUGCCCGGGAAACUGUUGUUGCACGCCGAGGUUCUCUUCAAUGCUGAGAUGGAGGGAGCUGGUGUCCUGACGGUCGGGACGACGGCAAACUCCGACGUGAGGCUGGGAGCGCGGUGGCGACGGAGUUCUAAAGGCAUGGACUUCUCCGAACCUGGGAAGCCAUUUGACGUUCGUCACAACUAUGACGUGAGUAUGCCUGCCGGUAGCAACGGGACCGUGACGAUCAGCGUGUCUCCCACUUUCUCGGUAGAAUGGCCGUCCUUCUCCACCCCGACUCUGCCGCCUGGCGUACACAAGGACAUCCCGGACUGGAUGAAAGACGCUCUAGGUUCUGCCGGGGCGGACACAUUCUGGACGGGAGAGCCCCUGAUGCAGGCCUCGGUGAACGCGCCCCUGGUGGCCAGCCUGAAGGCCAGCACCUGCUCGGAGCGCUGCAGUACCUCCGACACGCCGCAGUACGUGGAGAUCAGCGGCGGCGUGGUGAAGGCAGGAGGAGCUCUCAACAUCUCCUCGAAACGGUUCAACGACACCUUCCGAUCCUUCCAGGCACCGGACUACAUGAACAGCACUAUGGUCAAUAUCACUAGCGGCUGUGCCGGACAGCUGGAGCUGUGCUGUACCUGCCCGGGUACCGGUGCUCCAGGGGCGGUGAACCCGUACACGGGAGAGUGUAUGUGUGACUGCUACUGUGACCCCCCGCUCAACACCAGGAAGGGCACUCCGAUGCGAGAUGGGAGCUGCGUUUGUAACACUUGCCCGGGAGGACUGCCCAAGAUGUACAUGGAAGACGGAGAGAUGGGCUGCCCCUGUCUCUGUAACGAUCUGUCCGAACGGGAGAUGAAUGAAGAUGGCUCGUGUCCGUGUGAGUGCGACUGUCCGGACGGCAGUACAGAUACCAUCGCACCUGACGGCAGCUGUCCAUGCAGGUGCACCUGUAACAACUGCCAGGACUCCGUGCUUGGACCAGACGGCUGUAUCUGCCCUAAUGACGUGUGCCCGGUCUGUGACGAUGACCGGCUGCCGGUCUGGGAGGGCUGCAAGUGUUCCUGUCCAGAGUCGGAGGACUGCGGCAGACCCCCGAUCUGCGUGGUCGGGAGGAGGGGGCCUGAAUGUGACCAGCCGGACUGCAGCCCAUGUCAGGACUGUACAGGUAACGGAGUCUGUGCUGCAGACGUCGGUACGGGCUGCGGCUCCACCUGUCGCUGCCACCGAGGAUGGAGCGGACCCUGCUGCAACCGGCGCCGGGCCAGGCGGGCGUGGGGAGAUCCACAUCUGGAGACUCUAGAUGGUAUACACUUUGACUACUUCGGAAUCGGGGAGUUCUGGGACUGCAAGAGUCCCGUCAACGACUUCGGCAUCCAGACGAGGUUCUUUGCGCACGAGCGCGUGUCCCUCACGGGGGCCGCAGCGGUCAAGGCGGGGCCAAGCGUCGUCACCAUCACCACGCCGCCAAAGUCUGCGAACGCUAGCCACUUGCCUUUCCUAAGGAUUGAUGGUGUUCUCCAGCCUGUUGCCCUGGGACAGAGGUACACUCUCGCCAACAACACCGUACUGUUGGACGUCAGUAACCCCUCCGAGGGGAGAGAAGAAGACCCCGGGGCGGUGGUGGCGUUCUUCUCCUUCCAGUUUGUUUCCGGUGCCAGUAUUUCUGUGGACGUGAGGCACAGUCCCGUCAUGCAACGGAUGUACAUGAACGUUAUGUUUCUGCCGACCGCUGAGUUCAAGGGCAACACGGACGGGCUAUGCGGUACCCUAGAUAACGACCCGGCAAACGACUUCACCGGGCCCGACGGAGUUCUGUUGCCGGACGCCAUGUCCUUUGCGGAGUCCUGGCGCGUUAACGAAACAAACGAGGACGGUGGCCUGGAGGGCAGCUGGUCCUGGACAGCCUCCAACUUCCACCACGGCGAUGUGAUGGACCGCACCUACACAGACCCGUACUACGUCCCUCUCUACGACAUCUCAGACCUCCCGCCCAAUCGCCUCAAAGCGGCACGAGAUGCAUGUAUCAACAGAAAGCUUCCCAAGGACCUGCUGAUCAACUGCGUCUUCGACGUGGCGCUGACGAUGGACUCGUCCUUUGCCGAGCAGGGGCAACUGAAUCUCGAAUGUCCUACGGAAUGUACCGGAAAAGGUCGGUGCGUUGAAGGAGAGUGCGUGUGUCUACCCGGGUGGACAGGGCCAGAGUGUGAGACAGGACUGUGCAGUAACUGUUCGGAGGAACACGGGACGUGUUUGGACGGUUUCUGUCAGUGCGACGUCGGCUGGGAGGGACCAGGCUGCACCUGGGAAGCUACCUGCUACAAUGUGAACAACUGCACCAGCCAAGAGCACGGUGUGUGUGAGGAGACAGACGUGUGUCAGUGUAACGACGGUUUCAGUGGAAUCGACUGCAGCCUGCAGGCCACGUGUUACGACGUGGACGACUGUUCCGGGAACGGCGUGUGUGUGGACUUUGACUGGUGCAGGUGUAACGUCGGCUGGACCGGCGAGGACUGCUCCGUACAGUCCUGCCAAGACCUGGACUACUGUUCUGGCCAUGGUGACUGUGUUGCAUAUGACGUGUGCGCCUGUCAUCGUGGCUGGAGAGGUCGCAGCUGCGCCCUGCCGGACUGCCGGAAGCUUAGCCAGUGUUCCGGACACGGGGACUGCGUCGCGCCGAACCGCUGCCAGUGUCACUCCGGCUAUUUCGGGCGGAACUGCAGCAUCACGUUUGACUGCUCGCACCUGAACAACUGCUACAACAACGGCAUGUGCGUGGUGGAGAGACGGGAGGACGGGUCUGUGGAUAACGCGUGUCGAUGCUAUCCAGGCUACGGAGGCGAAGAUUGUGGUGAAAUAGCGUGUGACGAAGUGCGCCAGUGCUCCAGACACGGUGUAUGUGUGGAGCCGAACGUGUGCGAGUGUCACUACGGGUACGCUGGGCACGACUGCAGCCGUCCUACCUGUCAGGGGAUGCACUACUGCUCAGGACAUGGUGUGUGUGUCGGGUUCGAUGUGUGCUACUGCCAUGCUCUGUGGUACGGCCGCUCGUGCAGCGAGCCUGACUGUACGGGGGUGAAGCACUGCUCCUCCCAGGGGACCUGCAUCUCCCCCGACACCUGCGACUGUUUCCCCGGCUUCGACGGAGAGGACUGCAGCCGGACGUCCACGGUGAACGAGCACGCGCCUGUCUUCGAGCCUGACUACUACAAUGUGACCGUCUUAGAGAAUGUCCCAAUAGGCACCAAAAUACUGUCGCCCAACGGAUAUGACGAGGACGGUGGCAAGAACGGUUUGCUGACGUUCACGCUGCUUCCGUUCGGCGCCUACAACCUGUUCACCAUCGACACCCGGACGGGAGACGUCUACACUUCGGCCGACGUGGACUACGAGCGGCUCCGCAUGCCUGCCAUUCAGCUGACCAUCGUCGCAACCGACAAGGGAACGAACCCGCUAGCAGCGACGGCAGCAGUCACCAUCAACGUGCAGGAUCUGAACGACAACUGCCCCGUGUUUUACAAAACUAUCCCCUUGUUCCUGAACUUCCCGACGACGACCGAGCCGGGGACGAUCCUGGCCGUGACCCGGGCGCACGACUGGGACAGCGGGAAGAACGGGGAGAUCUGGUACAUCCUGGACCAGGACACCGACAUCAGCCUGUUCGACAUCCACUGGGACAGCGGAGUCAUCAGGAGUAUAGACCAGCUGCCUGCAGAAUCCGGCGAUACCGUUGAAUUUGACUUCUUCGGCACGCUGACUCCAGUCGAGGAAAACCCCGAUCUCACAACAAGGAGAACGACGUUGGCGAGAAACGGACAAUCAGAAUCGUCUCGGGAAAACGAGCUGCCCACAGGAGACCGGAGUUUGUUGCGGUCGGAGGAGUACGGCGAUUCGGGCGGGGACAGUAACAUCGUGACGGACCCGAUCCGGCCAAGCGCCGGCGUCGGUGCAGUCGGGCCGCGCAUGCAAUUUCCCGGCUGGAGAGAAACGGUUAAGUACCAACCACUGGCGGCGCGUGACAAACAGGACCUCCACACGGCCAGUGAGAACAGUGAAGACUUGUCGUCCCGAACACGGGAGACACUCGCCCAGUUUGCCGGAGGGGAGGAAACUGUACCUGUCGGACAGAAGACGCCGCCUGCUGCACACGGGAAACAGGGCAGCGGAAGCUCCGUGGCACGUAGCGGAGACGGGGAAGCGGUCACGCGGGGAGGGAAGAAGCGACAGCCGGCCUCUCCCCGACCUCCCACCCCGCUGCCAGUCCCCUCAUCACCCUCACCCACAUCCAAGCCACAGACCACCACAAAGUCGACGGGCAAGAAGAAGAAGAAAAGGCGGCGGAAGAGGCCGUUAAAAUACGACGGACCAGUUAGCCCCGGCGCCAUAGCCGGGGGUUGCAUGGUCAUCUCCAUGGCCCUUCUCAUGUUAGCCGUCAUCCAACGACAAAACCGUGAACGGCUGGAACGCAAAAGAAUCAUCAAGUGGAUAUCCUCCAUACCUAACAACCUGGCCGACUUUGACAUGUCCAACAUAGAACCCUUCACGGUUCCUAUAUCUCAGACUUCCCCACAAAGAACUACAACCAGAACUACAACUACAGUACAAAUAGAGUCGCAGCAACGGCAGCCUUUAGUCAGGCGCCACAGCGAGCAUCUUCCGAGGGACCAGGAGCGUCGGCCCUCGUCCUUCCCGUACUGUACUGCAUGCACAACUCAGUCCAGCCUCACGUCGUCCGAGAGUAGCAACCGUGCACUGCUCAGCACCAAGUCCGUGUCCGAGGCUUCUACCGGGGCAGUCACGGAGAGCUCGGCGGACUGCUGA